Molecule: messenger RNA, 456 nt
Organism: Aspergillus aculeatus ATCC 16872
Lineage: Eukaryota; Fungi; Ascomycota; Eurotiomycetes; Eurotiales; Aspergillaceae
Exons: 2
Coding region: 1-456 (151 amino acids)
Source: RefSeq, a predicted model, not a curated record
AUGGCAACACCAAUACCUUGGGGAUAUCUGGCCGGGGAGCUGAUCGCCAUCUGGCUCGCUUUCGGCGCCGCCUGCGUUCUCGGAUUGUUGACCUGCAUGCCCCCGGCUGUGUUGGGGUACAAUAUGUGCGGCGACGAUUGGUACUGGUUUGACUGGCUUUCUAGGUGGAUCCUCGUGACUCUGCUUGUUCUCAGUGUCUUGACGGCCUCCAUGCCCGACCCCGUUGCGGAGCACCUCGCCCUCAUCUGGUUCAGUCUGGGUAGCGCAUGCUGGGUUUGGUGGUUAUUCUGCCUGUUCCUAAACUUGUUGUGGCGUAACACAUGCGACGAGUAUGAGUUCUGGAUGGAGUGGUUUUACACGUGGCUCGAUGUGACUGUUUAUAUCAUCUUGUUCCUGGCGUUCUGGCACACCAUCAUGCACUAUAACCCCAACUUCGCGCUACCUGGCUUCAUGUGA